Messenger RNA from Oppiella nova, 2367 nucleotides. Lineage: Eukaryota; Metazoa; Arthropoda; Arachnida; Sarcoptiformes; Oppiidae. The record is from the annotation of a GenBank genome assembly.
UUCAAAAGAGUUAACAAACAGUAGUUUCACUCAUGAGUUGUUUUUUCAUAUGACAACCAAUUGUCUCACAUUUCAGAUGAUUAUCACGCCAUUGAGUGAUCACAACAAGACAUGACAUCACCACUGGAACCGCAAUCGCUGACUAUCUCGGGAGUGGAGGUGUUGUUCCCAUACAAACCAUAUGAUAUUCAAUUGGAUUACAUGAAGAGUAUUAUCCACUGCUGUCAACAGAAAGUGAACGGAUUGUUGGAGUCGCCGACGGGAACCGGGAAGACGUUAUGCAUAUUGUGUUCAGCCAUGGCUUGGAUCAGGACUUUUGAGCCAAAGAUGAGACAAUUGAUGGUAACCGAUGAGGAAGGGCUCCAACAGGAGGUCGUUGUCUCAGAUGAUAGACAUAUCCCACGGAUUCUGUACUCGAGUCGAACUCAUUCCCAAUUAUCUCAAUGCUGUCAACAACUCAAACGAACCCAUUAUAAGACCGAAAGAGCGGUUGUCAUCGCCUCCAGAGAACAGCUGUGUCUUCGGCCAGACGUGCGAUCACUGUCUGGAACUACUCAGCAGAGUAUGAAGUGCUCACAACUCACAAAAGACCACAAAUGCGCUUAUUUUGAAGGCUUUGAUCAGAAGGUUAAGUCGAGUCAACUGUUGCCAGAAGUGGACCAAUACUACGCCUCCAGAGAUGAUGACUGCAAAGUGAUGGACAUCGAAGACCUCAUGGACUUCGGGCGCAGACACACGUGUUGUCCGUACUAUAGCGCCCGAGAGAUGGCCCGUAAGGCGUCGGUAGUGUUCACGCCUUACACCUAUUUAUUAGAUCCAGAACUAAGAGGAAACAACAAAUCAAAGGGAAUAUCACUGAAGGACUCAGUGGUGGUCUUCGACGAGGGCCACAACAUGGAGAAGGAGUUUGAGGAGCGGAUGUCAACACAACUCACUACUCAUAUGAUGGACGCUUCACUCAAGAGAAUCGAUUUUAUUGCCAUUCAAUUGCAGACAACGCCCGCCGAUAGACUUCCCGAAGAGUUUGAGGGCCUGAAGAUCGCGAAACUGCUUGAGUUGGAGACAUGUCUUCAAGACCUCCGCAGAGGUAUUGCUAUGAAGUUUGUGUCCAAUCGGGUGUUUAAACCGGAAACGAAAGCGUUGUUUGAUUUGUUGGAUGAGUCGGGACUUGAGUUCAAAGAAAUGGGAAAAUGGAUCAAAUUAUUAGAAGAUAUCUGUGAUAUUCGUGUGGACACCGGCGCCGGUAAUACUCAGACUAAUGGCGACCCCUUUUGGUGCCUUAAACUUAUGCGCGACUUCUUAUGUAAAAUAUACCCGAAGUCUGUGUCAAUCGAAACAUUAGAUGAAUAUAAGAGAGAAUUCUGUGAUAAAUACAGACUUUAUGUCGAAAGCGAUAAUACGACCAACGAUUGGGUUUUUAAUGUCUGGUGUAUGAGUGCGAGUGUCGGCGCCAAAGCACUGUUAGCCGAAGACAUAAACUGUUUAAUAAUAACGAGUGGAACUCUGGCACCAAUUGAUUCGUUUGAUUUGGAAAUGGGCGUCAAAUUUGAUGUCAAACUACAGAACAGUCAUAUCAUCGGUGAUAACCAGUUGUCGAUUAUAAACAUUCAUCACUCAAAGAACAAAACUGUGUUGACCUCGAAGUAUGACAACAGAGAUAAUAUGGAAUAUUAUAGGGCUUUAGGACAGACACUCAUUGAGAUCUUAAAAGCGGUUCCCAAAGGAGUUCUUGUAUUCUUCUCGGCUUUAGGACAGACACUCAUUGAGAUCUUAAGAGCGGUUCCCAAAGGAGUUCUUGUAUUCUUCUCGUCCUAUACGGCACUCAAUAAAUGCACACAAAUUUGGAAACAAUACAGAAAUGACAACAUUUGGGAUAAACUAAAUGCUGUCAAACAGAUAUUUCUUGAACCCAGAAGUAAACACGCAUUCAAUGAGUGUUUUGUGAAGUAUAAGCAAAAAGUAGACGAAAACCAGUCGUCGGGCGCCGUCUUCUUCGGUGUCUUUCGGGGAAAACUCUCCGAAGGAAUCGAUUUGCCGGACGACUACUGUCGCGGCGUUAUAUUGACUGGCCUUCCCUUCCCAGCAGUGAUGGACCCGAGAGUUAUCCUUAAGAAACAGUAUCUAAAUGAAGCUAAGAUUGGACUUUCAGCCGACGGUUGGUAUGCAUUGCAAAUGAAACGAGCUUUAAAUCAGGCGAUCGGACGUGUGGUCAGACAUAAGGAUGAUUUCGGAGUCAUUAUUCUUCUGGAUUCACGGUUCGCAUCCCUUUCCGACGAAAUUGAAGUCAUUUUUUACGAAUCGAAACUCGAGUUUUUGCUUACAAUCGACGGCACCACCGGUUGUGCCCACAAAUGCCAACUCUUUUAA